AUGCCGAAAGUAGCCAAGAACAAGGCGACGCCUCUAUCGUUUUAUGACAGAGAAGAUAUCAACAAAGCAGAUCUAGAGAAACGCCUUGGACCAUCGUCUGUCGCAAAAUACGAAUCAGGAGCUCGUCGGUUCGUAAAAUUUUGCGCUGAUCAAAAUAUUCCUCUCUGGCCAGACGAGACUGCACUGGCACACUUUGUUUCUCUUCUAUCCCGUGAUCUGCAACCAUCUACCAUCAACAAGUACCUAACUGGUAAGGUCCACUGUCUACAAGAAAAAUUCCCUUUUAUCGUCGAAGCACGUCUCUCGAAGAGAGAUCGAAACUCAGUUCAGAGUUGUCAAAAAUUGUUCUCAGACCCGAUUAAGCGAGCCUCUCCUAUGUCAUUAGCGGACGUCCACCAAACACGCUUGCCGUGGGUUGAUGCAAUGACAACUUUUUUGUUUCAAGCUCAAUGCGAAACAAGCGUAGCACGACGUGCAAAGAAUUUCUACAAUUCAAAGAUUUCCCUCGAAUGUCUUUCGGGAAAAAUGCUUUGUCCAGCUAUUACCGAUAAGAACCCAGGAAAAUUAACCUCAAACAUCCAACCUGUCCCUAGCUUCGCACACAUCAAAUAG
This is a messenger RNA of Melampsora larici-populina 98AG31, 612 nucleotides long. RefSeq lists its product as uncharacterized. The transcript is spliced from 4 exons. Bases 1 to 612 code for a protein of 203 amino acids. Lineage: Eukaryota; Fungi; Basidiomycota; Pucciniomycetes; Pucciniales; Melampsoraceae. The record is from RefSeq and is a predicted model, not a curated record.